AAAAAAUAAGCUGUAAUUUAGUUGGCGCGCAAACGCGAGUGUUGACAGUCGAGUAGAUAUUAUAAUAUUUAUUUAAUUUUUUCUUUAUAACAAUCUAACAUAAUGUUGUUACCUGUGUUCCAUUUAUCGGUGGUUGCAUUAAAUGUAUAUGCAUUUACAUAUGAUCAAUUGUAUUUGGAUAUACCGUUUCCAUCUACAAUAUUUAGCGAAAUGCCUUUCAAGGCUCGAUAUGUCUUUUUGACAAUAUGGUGUUUUAUACUUCAAACUAUAUACUUCUGUAUAUCAUUUCUAAACGAUAUAGCAGGAACAAACGAAUCAUCGCCAAAAAGGACACCUUUUAUUCGUACUAUAAAAGACGUACUAUUCAGCGUGGCUUUUCCCAUAGCCCUCUACGUAUCCGUAGCCUUCUGGAGCAUCUACUUCAUUGACAAACCUCUCAUAUUCCCCGACUAUAUAGAGGCAAUUUUCCCUGCCUGGCUAAAUCACACCCUGCACACAUUCAUCACGGUGUUCCUGAUUAUCGAAUUAUUGGUCACCAAGAGGAACUACCCAUCAAGAAUAACCGGAAGUGCCAUAACGAUGCUAUUCGUCGUAGCCUACGUAAUCUGGAUGCACGUUAUACAUGACAGGACUGGAUCGUGGCCGUACCCAAUCUUCGACGUGCUGAAUCUCCCAUUACGAUUCAUAUUUUGCGGAUUUAGCACAAUUUUAGGUUUAGGUAUAUAUGUAGUUGGCGAAAAGCUAAAUUCUCUAGUAACCCCUGUAUCAAAACAAUAUUACACCAAUGGUACGUCAAAAAAGAGUAAAUUGAAAUAAAUAUUUGAAAAAAUUG
Molecule: messenger RNA, 832 nt
Organism: Galleria mellonella (greater wax moth)
Lineage: Eukaryota; Metazoa; Arthropoda; Insecta; Lepidoptera; Pyralidae
Product: androgen-induced gene 1 protein-like
Exons: 2
Coding region: 103-816 (237 amino acids)
Cellular component (GO): endomembrane system; membrane
Source: RefSeq, a predicted model, not a curated record